AUGACUUCAACACUCCCCCUCGCCCCCAAGUACCCCCCGGUGAAGCUUCCUCACCCCUUCCUCACCUCCUACCAUGUACGCGUCGUUGAGAAUAGCACGCCGGCAAGGUUAGUCUUGACGCUCGAUGAGCAGCAGCCCAAGGACGGCCAUCCGCUCCCGGAACCGCUUCACCAAGAUACACUGACCUGGCUUGAGCUGGUCGUGCCCCCGCGCGAACAAUGUCCGCCCAUCUCGGACAACAGCCCCUGGGCGCGCGCUCGCCGGGCCCCAUCGACCGUCAUUAACUGGCCAGAGGACAAGGAGCCGUCGAUGGCUGCCUUUUGGAACGUCGUCCACGCCAUAUACCUCGCGCAUCCGAUCUAUGAAUACUUUAGGUUGACGCUGGAUGGAAAGGGACGAGAGGUGCUCAAGGACGCUCUGCUGGCUACUGGUCUGGCCAUUGAGCACCCGGAGCCGCGGCGUUGGGGCAAGGGUGCGAACCCGGAUGCGCCGCUCCCGCUCACUCCCUUUGGCGACAAGGAGCUGCUGAUCCUCCGGAGUUCUUUCUGGCAGGGUGCUGCCUCGCCCGUCGGUCCUCGCCCGAUCUGGGUCUACGGCGAUGGCACCGACAGGCAUCUGCCAAAGCCGCUCUUCAACUAUCCCAUCAUGCCCGAGAACUUCCACUUCUCUAACAAAUUCCCCGAGGAGCCGGUUUACACGCGGCACCCGAUCCGCAGGCCCAAGCCGGCGCCCAAGUCGAUUUGCUACAGCCGGUACAUUCCCGAGCUGGACCAGCACUUUUCACUGGAGGUGGUCGAUUGGCAGGACGACGAGCAUCUGAAGCUCUUCAACAAGUGGCAGAACGACCCGCGCGUCGCUGCUGGCUGGAACGAGACGGGCACGCUGGAACAGCACCGCGAGUAUCUCCGCAAGCUGCACUUUGACCCUCACGUUCUGUGUCUGUUUGGGCGUUUCGACAACACGAGAUUCUCUUACUACGAGCUUUACUGGGCUAAGGAGGACCACUACGGCGCACACUACGAUGCCGGCGACUACGACCGUGGCCGUCACUCGCUGGUCGGUGAUGCCAACUUCCGUGGUGCCAAGCGUGUAAAUGCCUGGUACUCGAGUUGCAUCCACUACUGCUUCCUGGACGACCCGCGCACGCAGAACGUCGUGGGCGAGCCAAAGGCCACGGGCGCCACGAUCCUGUCGUAUGAGAAUGCGCAGGGUUUGACAAUUGGCAAGUAUGUUGAUCUGGGCCAUAAGAGGUCCGUACACUCCAUCUGCAGCAGGGAGAAGUGGUUUCAGCUGUGCCCUCUGUGGUGGGAUGGCCGGGAGCGCCCGCUGGAGUCUGCGGAUCGUGCUGCCUGGAAUGCGAGAUUGAAUGAUCUGGUAAUGAACUGCCACGAUCCCAUGGCAUGUCAGCCCGUGGCCGGUUAUACUUGGUUCCGCGUCCCAGCGGUUAACGGUGACAAAAAGCCUGCCGGACUGCUUCUCAGUCACGGUCAAGGACAUUACUGCCAGUGCAACUGGAAGGCUGACAUCAUGAAGGUCGCCAGCACACUCGCCGGCUACGUCAGGCUGCUUCUGGCCGGCAAUCCGAACACGGGCGACCUGUGCAUGCUGGUGGCUGCCAUUCUCGCCGCCAUUGCCUCCGGUGUUCCUUUUCCCUUGAUCGGUAUAUUUUUUGGUGAACUUCUCAAUGACUUCAACGAGGUGUCAUGUGCCGAGGACGCCAGCUCGGGCAGCCUCACCGACGAGGAGGCCGACGCUUAUCAAGGCGAUGUCAACGACAAGAUUCUCAUGAUCGUGUACCUCGCCAUCGCUCAGUUCGUCCUCAUCUACGCCCAUCUCACAUGCUGGGCCUUAUACGGCUCGCGUCUGGCCCAGCGUUUACGUGAGAGGUAUCUCCAGCGACUCCUGCGUCAAGAACCAUCCUUCUUCGACAAGCUUCCUCCCGGAGAGGUGGCUUCUCGUCUCAGCGCCGACAUCCAGACCAUUCGUUCCGGUACGUCCGAGAAGGUUGGCAUCUGCCUGUCCAGCGUGUCCUUCUUCGUCACCGCAUACAUUGUUGCCUUCAUCAAAAACCAUGAGCUCGCGGCCAUGCUGAUCUCACUCAUCCCGGCCUAUUUCCUCAUGUCGUUUGUUGGAAGUCACUACAUCGAAAAGUUUUCUGGCCUGGUCGCUGAGCAUGCUGGCACGGCUGCUUCCAUUGCGUCAGAAGCUCUGUCGAAUGUCGUUGUCGUCCAGGCCUUCGGCGCCAACAACCGCCUGGAGAAGAAGUUUGCUGAUGCACUCGAUGCUGGCAAGCGUGCGGGCUUGAAGAAGGCACUGGCUGUUGGUAUUCAAUCCGGUGUCAUGUACUUUAUCGCCUACUCAGCCAACGGUCUGGCGUUCUGGCAGGGCAGUCGUGAUAUUGCCAAGGUUGCCGAGCAUGGGCACGGCGGUGCCAGCGUUGGUGCGACCUUUACGGUCAUCUUUAUCCUGAUAGAAGCCACUCUCCUGCUCAGUCAGGUGGCUCCUUUCGUCCACCUCUUUAUCGCAGCUGUUGCGUCGUUCCGCAAGCUGAAGGAGGAGAUGGACCGCGAGUCUCAGAUCGACGGCACGUCAGAUGCUGGCAUCCGUCUGUCGGCUCUUGACGGCUGGACCUCCGGCUUUGAGCUCGAGGAAGUGUCUUUCACGUAUCCCUCCCGGCCCGAGGUCACUGUUCUUGACAAGGUCAGCAUCCGGAUCCCGGCCGGCAAGCACACAGCCAUUAUCGGUCUGUCCGGCAGUGGCAAGUCGACCAUUGCCAGCCUUGUCACAAGAAUGUACGACCCAACUAGUGGCCGCAUUCUGUUUGGCGGGCGUGAUCUAAGGGAAGUCAAUGUUCGUGAUCUUCGCAGCUUCAUCAGCAUGGUUCAGCAGGAGCCUUCUCUGCUUGAUCGUUCGCUGCUCGAGAAUAUUGCUCAUGGUCUGAUCAACUCUCCGAAGCCUGAGCAUGCCCACUUGAAGCCGACUCUGCUUAGUUCGGCUCUUUGUGACCUCGCUGCUGAAGUUCGAGACGGCAAGAGUCUCGAGGAAGCCGCCAAGGCACAUAGUGCUGAAGUCGAAGAGAUCGUCAAGUUGGUCAAGCAGGCCGCUAAGCUUGCCGAUGCCGAUGGCUUCAUCAGCAAGCUGAAACAAGGUUACGGCACGGUCGUUGGCUCCAGUGGCCGCCUCAUCAGCGGUGGUCAGAAGCAGAGAGUUGCUCUGGCCAGAGCGCUGAUUAAGGACCCCUCUAUUCUCAUACUGGACGAGGCCACGGCUGCCCUCGACUCGAGAAGUGAGGAGCGCAUCCAAAAAGCGAUCAGCAAUAUUUCUGGCAACCGCACCAUGCUCACGAUCGCUCACCGGCUUUCGACGAUCACCAGCGCCGACAACAUCAUCGUCAUCCACAAGGGCAACGUGGUCGAGGAGGGUACGCAUGCUGAACUCAUGGCCAAGAACGGCACUUACGCCGAAAUGGUCCGUCUGCAAAUGAUGAGCGGAUCAACUGGUGUCUCUAAGAACGCUGAACCUAACCAAGAGGUGUCGUCUGUCGAAAUUUCCGAGAAGAAGGAGACUUCGACUGAAGACUCGAGCAAGGAGACGGCCUCCAUUAGCGAAAGCGAAGGUCCAGCCGCAGAGCCCGCACCUCAAGAGAGUGAUGAGCCCGAGACGCCCAAGAAGUCGUUAUGGGCGCUCGUCAAGGGCUAUUCUCCCACUGUCCGCCCCCAUCUUCUCACCAUAGCCAUCGCGUUCAUCGGCUCGCUCAUUGUUGGUGGUUCCUUUUCCGGCGAGGCCGUCAUCUUUGCGGCAACCUUUUUUGGUCUUAUGUUCUUCGUCCUGGCACUCAUCGAGCUGUUUGGCAACAUUGCUAGCUGGACCGGCUUCGGCUGGGUUUCGGAGAGGAUCGUGUAUGCCGUCCGCGUGCUGUCCUUCCGCUCGCUGUUCGAGCAGGACAUACAGUGGCAUCAGUCGAACGGUCGCACGCCGGCUGUGCUGCUUUCGUACAUUACUCGUGACGGCAACGCCCUGCAGGGCCUGAGCGGUUCAGUCAUUGGUACGCUCUUCUCCAUCACGGCCAACCUAAUUGCCGCCAUUGUCCUUACUCAUAUCAUCUCGUGGCGCAUCGCCCUGGUUUGCUUGGCCUUGGUCCCUCUUCUUCUGGGUUCCGGUCUCAUGGAGCUGCGCGUGCUGGGCAAGUUUGAGGAGCGUCACGAAACCGCCUACACUCGGUCAGUCGACAUCGGGACGGAAGCCAUUGGUUCGAUCAAGACCAUCGCCGCCUUGAACCUCGAAGAAGAGACUCUCAAAACCUACCGUCGUUCGCUCAAGGGCCCGCGCAAGGAGACUGCCAAGGUGACGCUGCAGGCAAGUUUCUGCCAGGCCAUGACUUAUUUCCUUGGUAACUGCGUCAACGCGCUUGCGUACUGGUGGGGUGGUAAGCAGAUCAUUGCUGGCAACGUGUCGACUGCGCAGUUCCUGAUUGUCGUGUUCUCCUUGCUUGUCAGCGCGCUGCUCUGGAGUCAGAUGUUUGCGCUCGCACCUGAGCUGUCGAGCGCCCACGCUGCCAUGGCCAGAAUUUUGAGUCUCAUUGAGAUCGGCUCAGACGGCAUGCAGGGCAAGGUGAAGCCGCGGUCCGAUGUCAACUCGGAGGAAAGGUCUAUCGAGGGCUCGGGCUCGUCUGAGAAGCGGCAGGCAGCACGCGUACAAUUUCGCGAUGUUGUGUUCGCCUACCCCGCGCGUCCUGACGCUCAAGUCCUGAAGGGCCUCACCCUUGACAUCGAGCCAGGUACAUUCUGCGCUCUGGUAGGCCCCAGUGGUGCUGGAAAGUCGACCAUCAUAUCACUGGUGGAGCGCCUGUACACACCACAGUCCGGCUCUAUCCUGAUUGACAAUGUCGACGUGACCAAGACCAAGGACCUGUCCUUCCGCAACACGAUCGCUCUCGUUCCUCAAGAGGCCAUGCUAUUUGAGGGCAGCGUCGAAUUCAAUAUUGGCCUGGGUGCGCCACCCGGUCACGAGGCGACCAAGGAGGAGAUUGAGGAGGCCUGCAAGCUGGCCAACAUCCAUGACGUGAUUGAAGAUUUGCCAGAGAAGUACCAGACAUCAUGCGGUACGAAUGGUGCGAGGUUUUCGGGUGGUCAGAAGCAGCGCUUGUCGAUUGCGCGCGCUCUCGUCCGGAAGCCGAGGCUGCUCAUCUUGGACGAGCCGACGAGUGCGUUGGAUGCCGAGUCAGAGAAGCUACUGCAGGAGGGUCUGGAAAAGGCGACGAAGGGGAUCACAGUGAUUGCCAUUGCGCAUCGGUUGAACACGAUUCGCAAGGCAGAUCGCAUUUUCUGGAUCGAGGAUGGGCGGUGUGUCGACUUUGGCACGCACGAGGAGUUGUUUGAGAGGCAACCAGCAUAUAGGGCGAAUGUUUUGCACCAGACAGUAGCGACAUGA
This is a messenger RNA of Thermochaetoides thermophila DSM 1495, 5430 nucleotides long. Its product is annotated as mating factor A secretion protein STE6-like protein. Gene Ontology annotation, cellular component: membrane. Gene Ontology annotation, biological process: transmembrane transport; siderophore biosynthetic process. NCBI's taxonomy places the organism in Eukaryota, Fungi, Ascomycota, Sordariomycetes, Sordariales, Chaetomiaceae. The transcript is spliced from 6 exons. The record is from RefSeq and is a predicted model, not a curated record. The coding region runs from base 1 to 5430 and encodes 1809 amino acids. Gene Ontology annotation, molecular function: ATP binding; ABC-type transporter activity; acyltransferase activity.